AUGAGGAAGCAUCGUCUUUUUGCUCAAAGAAGCAAAAAUAGCGCCACAGCUGGUACAUCGGCAAGCCCCCUCCCCACCCCUCCAGCAGCAGUGCCGCUGCAGCUGUUGCAGAGGUGGACUGCUGCUGGCGCUGCUGCUGCUACUGCUGCUGCGCGCAUUUCUCGUUCUCACUGCUACUUUGCUGACACUCCUUCUCUUUCUCUGUUUUUUUUUGUAAUAUCGAGUUUUUGCGGCUUGCUGCGCUCUUUGGAACUCUACUCUACUCCUGCGUCAUACCCAAGGAUACACUUAUGUCCCUCGACCUCCAGAACCUCGGCGUCUCUGACCCAUUCGCCAAUGACACCACCAAAGCCGGUGGUGUCGGCGGUAACGCUUCAACGCAUCUCAUUCAUAAAUCAGCAGCGAAAUGGCCGCAAGAGUGUGACGACCGUGCAGGGUCUGCCCAAGGCCUUCGACUUGAAGAAGAUGGUUCGAGCCCUUAAGAAAGAGUUUAGUUGCAACGGAACUGUUAUAGAGGACCCCGAACACGGUAGCAUCAUCCAGCUGCAGGGCGAUCAACGCCAGGCGGUUAAGGAGUUUCUCGAGCGAGAGGGAAUCUGUGGGGCUGAACAGCUACGGAUCCACGGUGUCUAG
Molecule: messenger RNA, 633 nt
Organism: Eimeria necatrix
Lineage: Eukaryota; Apicomplexa; Conoidasida; Eucoccidiorida; Eimeriidae
Product: translation initiation factor SUI1, putative
Biological process (GO): translational initiation
Molecular function (GO): RNA binding; translation initiation factor activity
Source: RefSeq, a predicted model, not a curated record